This is a messenger RNA of Boleophthalmus pectinirostris (great blue-spotted mudskipper), 1055 nucleotides long. RefSeq names its product proteasome activator complex subunit 2-like. Gene Ontology annotation, molecular function: endopeptidase activator activity. The transcript has 7 exons. NCBI's taxonomy places the organism in Eukaryota, Metazoa, Chordata, Actinopteri, Gobiiformes, Gobiidae. Bases 1 to 573 code for a protein of 190 amino acids. Gene Ontology annotation, biological process: positive regulation of endopeptidase activity; regulation of proteasomal protein catabolic process; regulation of G1/S transition of mitotic cell cycle. Gene Ontology annotation, cellular component: nucleoplasm; proteasome activator complex; cytoplasm. The record is from RefSeq and is a predicted model, not a curated record.
AUGCCUGUGCUGGUUCUAUGUCCACGCUUGACACCUGGUCGCAGUGGAGCCUUCCCAGGCCAGUACAAAGUGAACUUCUUCUUCUUCUCUAUGGACAGUUGUUGUUUUUCCACAGCUCCCAAGUGCGGCUUCAUCAUUUCAAACGAGAGGAUCUCACAUCUGCUGGGGCUGGUGAAGCCGGAGAUAUUUGCCCUCAGAGAGACGAUGGUUAAUAUCACCUGCUGGAUCCAUCACCUCAUCCCCAAAAUAGAAGACGGAAACGACUUUGGAGUCGCGAUUCAGGAGAAAAUUCUGGAAAGAAUCGCCGCGGUCCAAAAGAAAAUGGACGAGCUGCUCCCGAACAUCAACAAGUAUUUGUCGGAGAGAGGAGACGCCGUCGCCAAAGCCUCCAAAGAGACACACGUGAUGAAUUAUCGCUCUCUGGUCCAUGAAAAAGACAGAGACAUGUUCCAGGAGGCCAGAGUGGUCCUGCUGGACAUCCGCAGUCUCUACACUGAAUUUUACGACGUCAUCAACAAAAAUCUGGACAAAGUGACCAACCCCAAAGGAGAAGAGAAGUCCUCCAUGUACUGAGCCCGCAAAGUACUGCGUGUACUGAGCCCGCAAAGUACUCUCUGUACUGAGCCUGUGCGACGCUCCAGUUUCACAUACACAAAUACAAACAAAUAUCAAUAUAAUCAAUACAAUCAAUGGUUUGUGGGUUUUCAAUAAUGAUUUUUUUUUUUACAAUUGACCAGUGGAAAAACUCUUCAAGUAAAUUUUAAACAACACUUUCAUACUUAAGUAGAUUUUUCCAUGUGAUAUUUCUGAGUAACUUUUUGCGCCUGUAUGUGUACUUUACUUGAGUAACAUGGAGUUCUUCUUCUUCCACUGUUGAUUUGUGUAAAACUAUAAUUUAUAUUUACAUCAGGUCUAAUCCCAUCAAAAUGAGUCAUAAAAACUUGUCAUAAGCACUGAGAUUUGUGUAGAUUCAUUUGGAAAGGACUGCAUUUCUUUUGCAGUACUUGCACCAUUUUUGUUGUUGUAAGAUUUGAAUAAAAAAAGCUCCAAACAUG